This is a messenger RNA of Salarias fasciatus (jewelled blenny), 6467 nucleotides long. RefSeq names its product microtubule cross-linking factor 1-like. The coding region runs from base 196 to 5814 and encodes 1872 amino acids. Gene Ontology annotation, biological process: regulation of autophagy. The transcript is spliced from 16 exons. The record is from RefSeq and is a predicted model, not a curated record. Lineage: Eukaryota; Metazoa; Chordata; Actinopteri; Blenniiformes; Blenniidae.
AGACAACCUGGUGCACGCAGUGAGGAUGGAGUGAAUUCACGCAGCUCCACGCACGAUGCGCAUCCUCAGCCCGGCGGGGAAGACGGAAGAGAAACCGGGCUGCUUCAGUGGCGUGGCUCGUCGGGGGUUUAGCUCCUCGCGGCGGAUUGAUCGUUCCCUCCAUCGGCCUCCUGCAGCGGGUGGUGCCGGUGUAUAAUGGAGAGCUCCAAUGGCUCCGGCAGCGACACCAGACCGCAGAACCACCAGUUGGAGAAGAAGCGGCUGAACCGAGCGCCUUCCCCGGCCAGACCCUUCCUGAAGGAUGUGCACUCCCGCUCCGCCAAGCCACCUGCCAUCGUCCCCAAGUCCCCCAAAUUCAACAAGCAGCAGCAGCAGCAGCAGCAGCAGCCCGCCCCGGGGUCCCUAGCGCCGCCGAACCGCAGCUCCAGACGCACCAGCCCCGGCUCCAAAGACAAGCCGGCCGCGGCGCGGAGCACCGCCAAGUCUGCGGUGGCGAAGAAGCCCACGAAGGUUCCGCAGCCCGCGGCCCCGGAGCCCAGAGCCGCCGGCGCCAAGCCGGACGGCACCAAAGGCAAGAAAGGGAAGCCCCCCUCCGGGAGCCCGGGCCCGCUCAGCCAUGGAUCCCCGAUCCGCGUCCCGACCGGCGCGCCCCCGGGCCGGGCCAGCCACACCGACAGCAGCUCCGACCUGUCGGACUGUCCGUCCGAGCCGCUGUCGGACGAGCAGAGGCUGGCGCCGGCCGCCAGCAGCGACGCGGAGUCCGGCACCGGCUCCAGCGACCGGGACAACCCGCCCGGAGCGGCCGCGUCCUCCGCCAAGGGGGGCUCGUCUCAGGCUCAGCCCGCUCCGGGGGCGCACGGGGGCAAGAAGCCCAAACUGCCCGGAGCCAAGGACGCACCGGAGGAGGAGCUGCUGCGGGAGAUAGAGGAUCUGAGAUCUGAAAACGACUACCUCAAGGAUGAAGUGGACGAGCUGCGGGCGGAGAUGGAGGAGGUGCGGGACAGCUACCUGGAGGAGGAGGUGUACCAGCUGCAGGAGCUGCGGAGGGAGCUGGACCGCUCCAACAAGAACUGCCGCAUCCUGCAGUACCGCCUGCGCAAGGCGGAGCAGAAGAGCCUGCGGGUGGCUCAGACCGGACACGUGGACGGGGAGCUGCUGCGGAGCCUGGAGCAGGACUUGAAGGUGGCCAAAGACGUGUCGGUGCGUCUGCACAACGAGCUGGAGAGCGUGGAGGACAAACGCAGCCGGGCAGAGGACGAGAACGAGCAGCUCCGACAGAAGAUCAUCGAGGUGGAGAUCUCCAAGCAGGCGCUGCACAACGAGCUGGAGCGGACCAAAGAGACCGCACUGAGGCGACGAGGCAGCAGGGAAACCUUUAAAGACAAGAAAUCCACAACUCAGGAGGACAGUGCAGACCUCCGCUGCCAGCUCCAGUUCGCCAAGGAGGAGUCGGGGCUGAUGAGGAAGAAGAUGGCCAAGCUGGGCCGGGAGAAGGACGAGCUGGAGCAGGAGCUGCAGAAGUACAAGUCGGUUUACGGGGACGUGGACAGCCCCCUCCCCCUGGCCGAGUGCGCCGGCGGAGGCCCUCACACGACCCGAGAGGCCGAGCUGCGCCUCCGCCUGAAGCUGGUGGAGGAGGAGGCCAACAUCCUGGGCAGGAAGAUCGUGGAGCUGGAGGUGGAGAACCGCAGCCUGCGGGCAGAAAACGAAGACAUCCGCUGUCAGUACGAGAGAGACUGCUUCGGGCGAGAGCCCUUCUCCAGCAUGCCUUCCUCGCCGUACGGCGGCGACGCCCUGGAGUCCGCCGGCGAGCUGCGACGGCACCUCCAGUUCGUAGAGGAGGAGGCCGAGCUGCUGCGUCGCUCCAUCUCAGAGAUCGAGGACCACAACAGGCAGCUCACAUCCGAACUCAACCGCUUCAAGUUUGGUCCGAGCGGCGGCGAGGAGGGCGUCGAGGGGACGCUGUUCAAACCCGGGAACGGGGGCGCCGGGAACGGCUCCACCGGCGGGAUGAUGAUGGAGGAGCUCAAGUCGGCCCGGAUGCAGAUCAACGAGCUGAGCGGGAAAGUGAUGAAGCUGCAGUACGAGAACCGCGUCCUCAUGUCCAACGUGCAGCGCUGCGACCUGGCCGCGCACCUCGGGCUUCGAACCGGCAGCCCCCGGGACAGCGACGCCGACAGCGACGCCGGCAGAAGAGAGGCCGCCGAGGACGAGGAGGCGGGCCGGCUCCUCCUCCUCCAGCCCAAGAGGGAGGGUCCGAUCGGGGGCGAGAGCGACUCCGAAGACCUGUUCGAGAAAACGGCGACCACCUCAGGGUUCGGGAGCAUCAAGCCGUCGGAUGGCAGCGAGCUGAGCGCCACCGAGCUGGCCAACCGCCGGCGGGAGGAGAGAGAGUCCUUCUCUAACGUGAAGCGAGAGGCCGAGAGGCUCGGCAAGACGGUGGACCGGCUCAUCACCGACACCGACAGCCUGAUCUUCGAGGGCCGACUGCUGGUGACGACGGGAGAAGGCCUGGAGGGCGGAGGAGCCUCCGGAACCAAACCGGACACUCAAGUCCUGGACACCAUCAACACACGCAUGAAGGCGUUCCGCACCGAGCUGCACAUCUUCGUGGAGAAGCUGGACCACGUGGGAGAGGGGCUGAGGGAGCGGACGGACGAUCUGUCACCCAUGCCCAACCUGACGGAGUCCAGCAGCUUCCUGUCCACCGUCACCUCCAUGUCCCGGGACUCUCCCAUCGGCACCUUCGGGAGAGAUCUGGUCACCGACUUCCAGUCCGGUCAGAGGGAUGAGCUGGAGUGGCGUCUAGGACAGGAGCGAGGCGUGGAGCCCCAGAGCCAGGCCCAGAGCAGGGGAGCCACGGGACUCUCUAGGUACCACAGGCCCCUGGCUUUAAGAGCAGAGCUCCGGGACGCGCCGCCUCCCGACCUCCAGUUUCGCCUGGAUCACGACCGAAGGAUGAGGGCGGCGACGGCCGACGAACGGGAAGCCGUGGUUCCUCUGCCUCAGCAGGAUGACGAGCGUCUGCGUCUGGAGGUCCAGCGUGAAGGCCUGGAUCUGCCGGGCCUGCAGGGCCUGCAGGGCCUGGAGGUGCCCUGGGCUCAGGAGCGAGCCGCCCUGCAGCAGGAGGUCCGACUCUUCAGGCGGAACAGCAUCAUGGUCUACAUGAAGCUCCGCUGGAUCCUCACGCACUGGAGGCUUGGACGCCGGGACGACCCGGGGGACGAGGCGCCACACCAAGAGUCGGAGGGAUUCCCGGAGUUGGGGGUGAUCGUGGAGCAGGCGGAGGCCGACCCCGACCGAGACGACAGACUCUGUUUCCCACAAACCCCGGCGGACACUCCCGACCCGGGACCCCUCCUCCCCCUGCCCUCACCCGACCGACACCUGCAGCACCACAGACAGUUCGGCGAGAACCGCCGGGUCCUGCAGGCCUUGCGGACGCUGCUGGACGAGUUUCGGGAGGAGCUGCGGGAGGAGGAGGCGCGGCGGAGCCAGCUGCAGCAGUCCUACGCCAAUGACAAAGCCGCCUGGGAGGUCAAGUGGGCCGAGAUGAAGAGCCAGGUCGCUCAGCAGCUGGAGGAGGACGAGGACGAGGAGGAGGAGGAGGAGGAGGAGGAGGAGCAGCAGCGGUCGAAGGUGCGAGGAGAAGCUCAGGGAGGAUCCGGGGGUCCGGCCGCCAACCCCGGCCGGGCCCUGAAGCAGGAGCGCGAGGAGCAGCGGCGCCUGCUGGCGGAGAGCCACAGCACGUCGCUGGACCUGCGCUGGAAGCUGCAGCACGGCGAGAAGAGGUGGAGCCGCGAGAGGGCGGAGCUGCUGGAGCGCUUCGACCGCGAGCGGCAGGAGUGGGACGGCAGCAUGAGGGAGCUGCACCGCAAGAUGGAGAGGAUGCAGAGAGAGCUGAACUCCCGUCGAGGCGAGGACCACAGAGGAGGCUUCUCGCCCCCCCGCUCGCCGCGGGCCCCCCGCUCCCCCUGCACGUCCACCCCCGCCCCGCCGCCGCCGCCGCCCACGCGCUCCCACUCCGACUCGGACGCCAUGCUGGAGGAGCAGGGCGCCGCCACGCGGCUGAAGGGCCCCGCCGAGAACCUCUUCCUGGACGCGCUGACGCUGGACCCCCUGGGCGGGCUGGAGGUGCCCCCCCCCUGCAGGCUGGAGAGCGAGAAGAGGUUCCCCUGCAUGAAGGAGGCCCUGAACGAGCUUUCGGAGAACGAAGGAACUGCUGCGUUCCCGGAGGAGGACAUGAGGGAGGGAGGAAGUCUGCUCCGAGCGAAGUCGGUCUGCUCCAUGAGUGACUUCCAGCGGUUGAUGGAUAGCUCGCCGUUCCUCCCCGACAAGACUCGACCCGGCGACCCCGGCCAGGACGACAUCACGCCGCCUCUUUCUCCGGACGACCUCAAGUACAUCGAGGAGUUCAACAACAAGGGCUGGGACUUCCCCCCGUCGGCCCCGGGCCCCGGUCCGGUCCGGGAGGGGGAACCCGUCCCCGAUCCAUUCCAGCCAGCCUCCUGGUUCCUGACCACCAGCGCCACCCUGACCACCAGCACCCUGAGCAGCCCGGAGCACUGCCACAAGUCGCCGCUGAGGGGCAACGGCGCCGGGGCCGCCGGGGUGGGACUGGAGCACUACGGGGUCCACAUCCUCCACAGCCCCACCAGGCCGGGGGGGGCCGAGCGCACCACUGCCCAAGACCCGGACUUUCUCUACGCCAAGGGGACCAAAGCGCGGGGCGGCGGCGGCGGCGGCGAGGCGGGGGUGGGGGUCGGCGGGCCCGACGAGGUCUUCGGCAGCACCAGGUGGCCUUGUCUUCUGGAGGGAGGGGGGCUGAGGACUUCUCCGAGCCAGUCCCCCAUCUGCCCCACGGUGGGCUACGCCUCGUCCCUGGAGCUGCAGCUCUCCAGGAACAUGAGCGACGACAUGAAGGAGGUGGCCAUCUCCGUGAGGAACGCCAUCCGCUCCCCCCCGGGGCCCGCCGUCCGGGACACGGCCUGCCAGACCAACGGGUUCACCACGCGAGGCACCCAGACCACCCAGACCAUCAGCGUGGGGCUGCAGACGGACCUGCUGAGGAACCUGACCAGCAGCCCCCACCGCUGCCUCACCCCGAAGGGCGGCGGCACGCCCAUCUCGUCCCCGUCCCGCAGCACCAGGAAGGUCCAGUACUCCCCGGUGGUCCAGAGCAAGUUCGAGCGGCCCUGCUGCUCGCCCAAGUACGGCUCGCCCAAGCUCCAGCGCAAACUGUCCACGUCCAACAAGAACGACCUCCCCAACAACAGCCGCGCCCCCACGCCCACCACGCCGCAGAAGGGCAACAGCGAGUCGGCGUGGGCGCGCUCCACCACCACCCGGGACAGCCCGGUGCACACCACCAUCAACGACGGCCUGUCCAGCCUCUUCAACAUCAUCGACCACACGCCGGUGGUCUACGACGCCAUGCAGAAGUUCAACAAGUCGCCCAGCCGCUCCCGGCCCACGCCGCCGCCCACCACCGAGCCCAGCCCGGCCCACGGCGCCGCCGCCGAGUGCCAGCGGGCCGCCAGGGGCCGCUCGCCCAGCCCCGUGCAGCUGAUCGUGGAGACGCAGGGCGACAGAAACGCGGAGGUCGUCAGCAUACGGCAGGACCUGUCGGCGCCGCCGGGAUACACGCUGGCCGAGAACGCCGCGCGCAUCCUGAACAAGAAGCUGCAGGAGCAGAGCUUCAGGGAGGAGAGGAGGCUGCAGGCCGGGGCGCCCGCCGGCGGCGGCGGCGGCGGCAGGCCGGCCGACUCGGACCGAGCGCAGCCCGGAUGUAUGGAGAUCGAAAGCUCUGACUGAUGCAAUGGACCUCCCUCGCUCUCCGGUGGCUCCUCCCCUGGACUCCUGCUUCCUCAGACCGGCCCGCCCGGCCAACCGCCGGCCCCCGUCCCGCUGGGCGGCCCGCUCCCCCUCCUCCUCCCCCAGGUGGAGCGGGACCUCCAGGAGGAGGUUCACCUUCCCCCCGCCCGGACACCGGAGGCCCAUCCUGGAGGGCGAGGAGCCGGCGUGACGCCGCCACGCUCUACCUCCUCUCACCCUCAGUACCUCAGAGCCGCCGCCCCCCUUCCCGGAUCCAGAGACUCCUUCGGGCCUGGAGGGGGGGCCGGAUCCACCCAGUAGCACCAGCUGACCAUCGAGAACAUGAGAUGUACUGUAAAACCACCCAGAACCACGUGAACGUGACGUUUCCAUCAGAGGUGCCUGAACCUGAGUUCCUCGCCGCUCCAUGUCUGUCCUCAUCGGUUUCGCACCUCUCCUCACACCUGUUUACAUUUUAUUUUUUUUUUAACGUGUCUUCUUCGUCCAGUCCUCCUCGCGUCCAUCCUUCUUUUUGCCAAGUUUAAAACUUUGGGAAAAUGAAACAAACAAAGAAAAAAAAGCCAGUCGUGCUUCACCGGGUCUGAAGCAGACACUUGAUGUCAUUUUUAUUUCCAUUUUUACGAAUGUCCGAC